GCGAUGGUGUGUAUUUUAGACCUUUGAAGGUCUUUGCUCUCACUGUGUGUUUGAUCCAAAACCGCUGUUUUUUGAGCAAUGGAGCGCAGACGUGACGGUCAGGAGCCGUUCUACCGGACCCCCGGCCCCGGCCCCGGCCCCAAGACCAGCGCGGAGAUAGUGCAGGAGGCCCGACAGUCACUUCGGACGUUGCGCACCCAGCGACCUUUCACCCCACUAGAUGAACACCGCCAGCUGUUUGGGGAGGGAUCUUCUCGACCCCGGGAUGGGCGCCCCUCCUCUGUUUUCAGUCUGCACGCCCGCAACUUUGAAGCGCCAGACUCAAGGCCAGGCUCUGGGACACGGCUCUCUCCCUUAGACCAUAAGCCCAGGCUGCCGGCGGCGGUGGCUGCUGUCCUGGGUGGGGGUGCCCUGGAGGAGGCCGUGGCUCUGCCCAAGCCACCCGCCGAGCAAACAGACGGCAGGAAGGGCCCGGGGGCCAGCAGAGCCCGCCUGCUACGGGCCGGAUCCUCCAGCAGGCUCCCGCCAGUCAGCCCCCCACACAACACGGAUGUGAGGAGACCAGAGAGUAGUGAUUCUCCUCCAGGCCGUGGCGUGUCUGUUGAUGAGAGGCUGACCGCUGGAGCUCCUCCUGUCGUCCAUGCAGCUGCAGCAGCCAGAGAGACUGACCAGGCCCCGUCCUCCCGGCCUCACACACACCGACCCUCCACACACAGAGGCGAGAUAUCCCGUCCCAACAGAUCUGAGCAGCACACUGGAGCAGCCACCUGCGGAACGAGACCAGAUAAAGAGGUUGGGGGGGAUGGAGAUGGAUCAGGCACAGGAAGUGAUGUCACCGAAGAGUCAUUCUGGAAUUCAGUGGUCUCUCCGAUCCUGCAGAAGUUUGAGGCUCUAGCUUCAGCAGGCAGCCCAUCAGAGGAGGUGGUGAGGCGGCUGUGUGACGAGUGUUCUGGUCUCCAUGGCGCCCUGCGGGAGCGCGGCAUGCUGGGUAGGAGACUGAGGAAGAGGGCCACACUGCUGAGGUCUCUCUAUAGACUCAUAGACCUGGGCUCAGACCAGCUCAACCUGCUGCUGGCCAAACUCAUACUGGCACUGGAAGUGAGUGGAAACAACCUCCUGAACAUUUGCAAACUCAUCUUCAAAAUCAGCCGCAGCGCCAACAAUGAUGCCCUUUUCCACAACAACUCCAUUAUAGACUCCUUGCUGAAUGUGCUACGCAGCGUGGACAUGAGUGUGUGUGGAGAGGCGCUGCUCUACUGCGUGGCCACGCUCAAGUUCCUCUCUGGAAACAGCGCCCUCCGGAGGCUGCUCCUGGAAAAGGACUGCGUCGCCGUCCUGGGUCAGCUCACACACCGACUCACACACGCUCCGUCCGAACGGGACAGCACAGCGGGGCCCACACACACCACUGCUGGACACAUCCUUGUACAGUUGACCGCCGCCUUACGGAACAUGGCAGACCUCUCCGAGUCUCGGCCCUCCUUCGUCUCCAACGGGGUUCUGACCGAGCUCACUGCGGUUCUAGAACAUCACUAUGGCGACCCAGAUGUAUGCACCAACGUGGCCCGAAUAUUCAGCAAGCUGUCUUCCUAUAAUGAGUGCUGCUUGGCCUUGGCAGAGAUUCCUCAGUGCUGCAGGAUAUUUAUAGACCUGUUGGGCAAACACAGCAAGAAGCAGGACCUGGUGGUGCGCUUGUUGUUUACUCUGGGGAAUGUGGCGGCGCGGAGCCCCGAGGCCCAGGUGCAGAUCUACGAGGAGCGGGGCGCGCUGCCCACCCUCCUGCGUCUCCUCCGCGGCUACCAGCAGCCUGGUGCGGCGCCGUCCGGCCAUCCCCCCCCGGGCCCUCCAGGCCCCUCGUCACGGCCGCCGCUCGGGGUGGCGGAGAGGGAGGACGUGCUGGUGAAGCUGGUCAGGGUGCUGGCCAACGUGUCCGUGCACCCGACGGCAGGGACGGCGCUCGCCGCCAACCAGGAGUGUGUGGGGCUGCUCCUCAACGUGCUGGAGCGAGGCUCAGUGGAGCUGAGUGAAGAGUUGAUGGUGAAUGCAGCGGCCACCAUCAACAACCUGUCCUUCUACCCAGGAGAGAGCUCUGUGAUCCGCAAAAGGCAUGCACAUCUCUCCCACUUGUUGUUGAAGUUGUUGUUGAGCUCUAGUAUGGCGGCUGUGUUGGAGGCCACGCGUGUGUUUGGGAACCUGUCUCAGAUCUCAGACGUCCGGCUCUUCAUCAUGGAGCACAAAGUGCAUCAAUUUGUGGUGACGCUGCUGGACUCCAAGAGCUCAGACGUGUGUUACUCUGCGUGUGGCGUCCUCAUCAAUCUCUCAUCAGAGCCACACAACAGACACACACUGAGGCAGGAAGGAGUCAUACACAAGUUGGCAGAAUGCCUGCGGGACUUCGGGCCGUGUGAUUGGCAGCUGGCUGGACUGGUGUGUCAGACCCUGUGGAACUGCACAGAAGACGGCAUGGAGGAUGGGACCACAGAGCUGCUACACACACUCUCUAUUUACCUAGACGAGGAGGAGGCUCUGUCCUAUUCCGCCACUGACGACGCUGCCAUGCGCGAACUUCAUCAGGCCUGCUGGGAACUGGAGUUCCGUCCUGUCGCCCAGAGGCUGUGCAGGCGCAUCCAGGGUCAGGAGGCAGCUGAACCAAUCAGAUAGUUGUCCUGACUGAGCCGCCACGUUUUUUCCAGCGCCCCUGUGGUUUGUCUUUGUGUCUGUGUUUACAUGUUUGUGUUUGAUGUGUCUGUGUUUACGUUACUGUGGUGCGCAAAGUCAGGGUAUGCACUGCACUUUAAGACUUGUGUAUCAUAAUUAAUUAUGAGAUUUUUUCCACGGAAUACUUUGUUUUUUACUGAAGAUGAACAAACAGUAAUGAACAAGUGUGACUGAUAAUGACAUGUUUGCACUUUACCCUAAAAGAUAUAGAAAGAAAAAAAAGGUGAAGUUAUUUUGUGUUGUGAAACUGUUGUUGUGAUGCUUGCUUAACUUUAAGUUGCAUGAGUUGACAUCUCAUCAAAUAGGGGAAACAGCCCCAUUCCCCAUACCUCCAUACAACAGUUUUAGAACACUAAG
Sardina pilchardus (European sardine) is the source of this 3075-nucleotide messenger RNA. RefSeq names its product armadillo repeat containing 2 (gene armc2). The transcript has 17 exons. Lineage: Eukaryota; Metazoa; Chordata; Actinopteri; Clupeiformes; Clupeidae. The record is from RefSeq and is a predicted model, not a curated record. Gene Ontology annotation, biological process: cilium organization; sperm axoneme assembly. The coding region runs from base 79 to 2661 and encodes 860 amino acids. Gene Ontology annotation, molecular function: protein binding.